This is a messenger RNA of Sitophilus oryzae (rice weevil), 1600 nucleotides long. Its product is annotated as putative nuclease HARBI1. The transcript has 4 exons. NCBI's taxonomy places the organism in Eukaryota, Metazoa, Arthropoda, Insecta, Coleoptera, Curculionidae. The record is from RefSeq and is a predicted model, not a curated record. The coding region runs from base 209 to 1321 and encodes 370 amino acids.
GUUCCACUAAGCGCUCAUAACGUUCACGCUCAAGAUCGCGAUUUUUCCCGUUCCACUUGCUUGCGAGCGUUACAAUCAUAAACUCAAGUGGAAUGGGUUAUGGGGCGUUUUAAGCGUCAAUCCUGUCAAUGUAUGUAAAUAAAUAGUAAAUAAUAGUCAAAAUCACAGAAGAGAAUUCAAAAAAUCUGUCUAAAAAAAAGAAAUCAAAAUGUCUUUGGCGACAGUUGGAUAUUUGGUGCAUCGGAAUGUGUCUGAAACUUCUUCAUCUAGUUCAGACGAAGAGUGGAAUGCAAUUUUACAAAAUCGCGAUCGUAAAAAGCGAAAACUUAGACCACGUAUUAUUGGCUAUGAGAAUGUAAUUAAUCGUUAUUCAAGUGAAGAGUUUAAAAGCCAUUUCAGAAUUUCAAGAAACACAUUCAAUUAUUUGCAUGAGUUAAUACAAGAAGAUUUAGUUCGACGUGUUCCAGGAUGUCCUACAAUUCCUUCUCAUCAUCAAUUGAUGAUAGCUCUUUGGAAAAUGGCUACAACGGAUUCUUAUAGAUCAGUUUGUGACAGAUUUAACGUAGGACGAGCUACUGCAGUAAGAGCUGUACGUCGAGUUUGUAAAGCUUUAUUUGUAAGAGCCUCAAGAUUUAUACAAUGGCCUACAGGAGAUCGUGCUAUUGAUGUUAUGCGUGGAUUUGAAAGAGCAAGUGGCUUUCCUAAAACAAUAGGUGCUAUUGAUGGGACUCACAUUCAUAUAAAUGCUCCGAAAAAUAAUCCAGGAGAUUAUAUCAAUCGGAAAGGAUUCCAUUCUAUUCAGUUGCAACUCGUAUGUGAUCAUAAAACAAAAAUAACACAUUGUUAUGUUGGACACCCUGGGUCUGUCCAUGAUCAGAGAGUGUUCCGACUGUCAGAAGUUGCAGAUUACUUAAAUGACGAUGCUGCAUUUCCAGAAAAUAGCCACAUUCUAGGCGACGCGGCAUACGAAAUACAUCAAAAUUUAAUGACUCCUUAUCGAGAUGAUGGACAUUUAAGUCAGAGACAAAAAAAAUAUAACUACCAUCAUUCAUCUGCUCGAGUAACUGUUGAAAGAUGCAUUGGAUUAUUAAAAGGACGAAUGAGGAGUUUAUUACAUUGUCUACCAAUGACAAGGGUAGAUUUAAUUGCAGAGUACAUUGUUGCAUGCUGUGUAAUUCAUAAUAUCUGCAUUUUACAAGAAGAUGAAUUAAUUGUUAUCACCAUACCUGACGGCAAUCAGGUAAAUAAUGGAAACAUUUUGCGUGAAGUAAGGAGAAAUGCAGGAAUUCUUAAAAGAGAUGUUAUCAUGGAUUCUUUGUAAAAUGAAAAUCUAAUUGCAUAAAUUUAUUUUUAUAUUAAACUAUCAAAUGUAUUAUAACGUGUGAAGUAUGAGUCAUUGAUGGAGUAAGUCCAUUAUCUCAUUUGUUUUGAGGUUUACAAAAAAAUGUCUGUAUACUUGAUAAUAAUUUUAAAAUAUGUAUCAUAACCUUUUCUGUAACUUUUGUAUUUAACAUUUUUUUGUAAACCACGAAACAAAUGAGAUAAUAAACUUUACUCUAUUGUUGACUCACCCUGUACUUUUAAUAAAAUUAAUAGUGAA